AUGUCUGUGUUCAUGUCCAAGGCGUCGAUGCGCCUGCACGGCUGCUGCAUCUUCUUUGCGCUCGGCUCGCUGGUCUGGGGCUACAACGUCGGCAUCAUCUCGGCCGUCCUCGUCCACCCGGGCUUCAUCAAACAGCUAAACCACCCGGACGCCGCUCACAAGGGCGUCAUCACCGCCAUCUACUAUCUGGGCACCUGGACGUCGUACGUCUUUCUGUCCCGCGCCGCCAGCGACUAUCUCGGCCGCCGCUAUGCCGCGCUGCUGGGCACAUUUGUUGUGUGUGUCGGGUCGGCGCUCCAGGCGGGCGCCACCGGCGGCGGGGCAUAUGCGAUGGUGAUCGCCGGCCGCAUCAUUGCCGGCGUGGGCGUGGCCAUUGUGAGCACGGGCGUGCCGCUCUACCAGAGCGAGAUUGCGCCGGCCCGGCAGCGCGGCCGCUUCGUGGUGAUGAACCACAUUGGCAUGGUGGGCGGGCUGGCGGCCGGGUUCUGGGUCGGUUAUGCCAUGACCUUUUGGGACACGCCGCGCGGCGACGCCGUCGGCUGGCGCGCGGCGCUGUCGGUCCAGUUUGUGCCGGCCGUGCUCUUCAUGCUAGGCCUGCCUUUCCUGCCGGAGACGCCGCGCUGGCUCGUCGAGCACGGCCAGCUGGUGCGCGCGCGCGCCUCGCUCGACUACUUCCGGCAGGGGCUGGCGCACGCGGCGCCCGACGCUACGCAGCACGAGUUCGACGAGAUCUGCGCCGACGUCGCCGCGUCGCGCGCCUCGGGCCUCGACGGGACCUCGCUGUUUCGCGAGCCGUCGCUGCGCCGCCGGCUGUGGCGCGCCGCCCUCCUGCAGUUCAUGGCCCAAAUGUGCGGCGCCACCGCCAUGAAAUACUACCUACCGACGCUGUUCAAGGCGCUGGGCCUCGGCACGCGGCUGUCGCUGCUGGCCGGCGGCAUCGAGAGCACCCUCAAGAUCGGCUGCACCGUCCUCGAGAUGCUCAUCAUCGACCGCAUUGGCCGCCGCAUCACCUUGACCGUCGGCGCCGCCGUCAUGUCCGUCGCCCUGCUCAUCAACGGCGCCCUCCCGCUCGCCUACCCGGACAACACCAACCGCGCCGCCGACUACACGUGCAUUGUUUUCAUCUUUGUCUACUCGCUCGGCUACAGCAUGGGCUUCGGCCCCGCCGCCUGGGUCUACGGCUCCGAGAUCUUCCCCACCAGCCUCCGCGCCCGCGGCCUCAACCUGUCGGCGUCCGGCGGCGCCAUCGGCUCCAUCGUCGUCGCCCAGGUCUGGCCCGUCGGCAUCGCCAACCUGGGCUCGCGCAUCUACUUUUUCUUCAUGGCCAUCAACAUCGUCUGCGUGCCCAUCAUCUGGUACCUGUACCCGGAGACGAAACACCUCGCCCUCGAGGAUAUGGACGCGCUGUUUGGUGCUGUGGCCAUGGGGUACGACCACGGCCACAAUCAUGACCACGAACACACUCACGACAGGAGAGGAGUCGGCGUCGGCAAUGGCGUCGGCAUCGGUGCCGCAUCGUCAUCGCCAGAGCCACCUGCCGAGCAGAUCGCUGUACGGGCCGACCGUGGCGAUGCGGCCAAGCUGGUGCAUGCCGACGAGGAGUCAUAG
Sporothrix brasiliensis 5110 is the source of this 1608-nucleotide messenger RNA. RefSeq lists its product as uncharacterized. Gene Ontology annotation, cellular component: membrane. NCBI's taxonomy places the organism in Eukaryota, Fungi, Ascomycota, Sordariomycetes, Ophiostomatales, Ophiostomataceae. Bases 1 to 1608 code for a protein of 535 amino acids. The transcript has a single exon. The record is from RefSeq and is a predicted model, not a curated record. Gene Ontology annotation, molecular function: carbohydrate:proton symporter activity. Gene Ontology annotation, biological process: carbohydrate transport; transmembrane transport.